Molecule: messenger RNA, 1411 nt
Organism: Pseudoliparis swirei
Lineage: Eukaryota; Metazoa; Chordata; Actinopteri; Perciformes; Liparidae
Product: zinc finger and SCAN domain-containing protein 20
Exons: 2
Coding region: 42-1211 (389 amino acids)
Biological process (GO): regulation of transcription by RNA polymerase II
Molecular function (GO): RNA polymerase II cis-regulatory region sequence-specific DNA binding; DNA-binding transcription factor activity
Source: RefSeq, a predicted model, not a curated record
GAGGAGGAGGAGGAGGAGGAGGAGGAGAAGAGGGGUCAAACAUGGCCAACUGUGUGGCUUUCCAGAGCAAGUUAACCUCGAUCAUGGAGAUGCUGGCCCGGGCCGCCGUGCUGGAGGUGGGCCGGCUGUGGGAGGACGGCUUCGCGCUGGUGCAGGCGGAGCUGCGCCGGAGGGAGGCCGAGAUCCAGGCCCUGAACCGGAAGCUGGCGGCCAUGGAGCGCGAGCGGCCCGCGGCGCGGACCGGAGAGCCGCCCGGCGACGGGCCGAUUAUCGACUCGGUCCAGACGCUGUCGUCGGAGCGGAGCGCCGUAGAGGCGCCGGACGCCUCGGCCAAUCACAGGACGACGCCGCCGCCCCCUCCGGGGCAGACGGAGGAGGGGCCACGCGAGCGCCUCAAGUCGGACGUCGGCGAAAGCGACGAAGACGACGACCUGAUCGUCAAGCUGGAGGACGACGACGACGUGCAGAUCGUGGACUCGGUGGCCGGCUGCGGCGAAGACGAGGAUGAUGGCGGCGGCGAAGACGAGAUGGAGCUGGAGAUCCCGCCCGCCGAGGUCUCGGAGGAACGGGAGAGCCGGCGUUGGUCGUCCGUCUCCGUGGGCGACAGCGACCACGACGACGGCGCCGGGGACUCGGACUGCUUCUUCGAGCCGAGGCGCCAAAACAUGGACUCUGAGAUCCUGCUCAUCCGGAACGCCUUGGACAUCUUCGAUAAUUCGGCGGCGUACUCGGACGGCGGCGGCGGGCCCGGCGCGGCGAGCGAGUCGUGGGCGCUCCCCUCCCCCGCGACCUUCAACCCAGCGGCGCAGAGUCGGCCCGCGGACGCACCGGGGAACCCCGCGGAGAGAGGCGCGUCCCUCCGCUUCCUCUCGGAGGACAAAGGCGCGGCGGCGUUCCCCCCCGACGGCAGGCUCCUCCUCCUGAGCGACGGCGAGCUGCACGCGGCGGCGGCGGCGAGCCGGCGCCUGAAGGAGAAGUGGUUCAUCUGCCCGUUCUGCGGCAAGAGCUUCGACCGCGUCAGCCACCUGGAGAUCCACCAGCGCAUCCACACCGGGGAGAAGCCGUACGGCUGCAGCACCUGCGGCAAGAGCUUCUCCCAGAGGAGCAACCUGCGCACGCACCAGCGGACGCACAGGGAGGGAGGGGGGCUGACCCACAAUGCAGUGGGGCUUACCCACAAUACAAUGGCGCUUACCCAGAAUGCAGUUUGAUUCACUUUGGUUGUUAAAGAGUGGGAAGAAAACAAGUUGAUGAACUAACAAAUCCCCCUCCUUCUAUUUUGAUAUUUCUGAAGUGAUUUUUAUUGUGCACUUCUUUAUCCUCGUGAGAGAUAAAUGAAACUUUAACUCGGUGUGUGUGUCUGUGUGUGUGUGUCUGUGUGUGUGUGUCAUAAAGAUGUUUUGAGAGCAAG